UGUAGUAAAUAAUGUUUCCUUUUAGCUAGUUUAUAUUUAUAUAUUUUUGUACAUAUUAUUCAACAUCUUAAAUGCAAAUUGACAACAUUGAAUACAUUGAGGGGGAAAUUUAAUGUUAACUAGGAAAACAAGAGAAAUAAAAGCAAAGGUAUCAUAUUAUGUAAUUGAGGCGGCACAUAGUCGUAGUAGUAGUGCUGUUUGUUGUGUGUCUUCAUCUUUACUGAGACGGCUGGAGGCCUGUUUUGCUUCUGCCUGUUCUGCAAACAAGGAGCAAGCAUGCAGCAGGCGUGGAAACAUGUGCUGGUGGCUGACUCGUCACUUGACGGCUCGUAGGUUAACAGUGGUGCGUGGGGUUGAGGCACAUCACACUGGCCUUCCUGCAGCCUCUACUUCCAUUCUGCCAGCCAGACAUUCCUCCACUGAAGCUGGUCCUCUCUCAGGGGUCAGGAUUGUUGACUUGACCCGGAUAUUGGCAGGACCAUUUGCCACAAUGGUCCUCAGUGACAUGGGAGCUGAGGUCAUCAAGGUGGAGCGGCCUGGCUCUGGGGAUGACACACGCACCUGGGGCCCUCCCUUCCUGGGCACAGAGAGCUGCUACUUCCUGAGUGUCAAUCGUAACAAGAAGAGUGUGGCAGUGGAUCUGAAGCAGCCAGAUGGAGUGCAGGUGAUCCAAGACCUGGUCCGUUGCAGUGAUGUGCUUGUGGAGAACUUUGUUCCUGGGGCGCUGGAUCGCCUAGGUUUAGGGUACAGUGACUUGCAGACACUUGCUCCACACUUGAUCUACUGCUCCAUCUCAGGUUAUGGCACAUCAGGCCCAUACAAGAGCCGUCCUGGGUAUGAUGUGAUGGCUGCUUCCUUUGGGGGUCUGGUUGGGGUGACAGGAGCUGGAGAUGGGGAACCCUGCAAAGUUGGGGUAGCCAUGACUGAUUUGGCCACUGGAUUAUAUGCUCAUGGGGCCAUUAUGGCAGCCCUGCUUGAGAGGCAGAAGACAGACCGUGGCCAAAAGAUUGACUGCAACUUGUUGUCUACUCAGGUAUCUUGUAUGGUAAACCUUGCUUCAAACUAUCUCAAUGGAGGCAGGGAAGCCUGUCGCUGGGGCACUGCCCAUGAGAGUAUUGUACCUUACCAGGCCUUCCCAACUGCUGAUGGCCACAUCACCAUUGCUGCUGGGAGCAAUGACCAGUUCUCUGCCCUGUGCCGAGUCUUAGGCCUGCCUAAACUACAGACAGAUGAACGCUACUCCACUAAUGCACAACGCGUGGAGCAUCGGGAGUCUCUCCUGGCAACUCUCACUGCAGCCUUUAGGAAGCAUUCCACUGAAGAAUGGCUGGCAGUGUUGGAGGGCUGCCCUUUCCCUUAUGCUCCCAUCAACAGUCUCUCCCAGGUGUUCUCUGACCCACAAGUGGUUCACAGUGGGCUGGUGGAGGAGGUGCAGCAUCCAGGUGUGGGUACAGUAAAACAGGUGGGACCUGCAGUCACCUUCAGUGCCUCUCAAAAUAAGGUGCGGGCAGCACCGCCACUCCUCGGGCAGCACACCUACCAGGUUCUCACUGAGGUGCUGGGCUACACUCACCACCAGGUGGAGGAGUUGAGGAGGCAGGGAGUGGUUAACUAAUACCCACCAGUUAUUUAGUGGAUGAGAAUAAUUGUGAUAGUAAAGAUAUGUUCUUGUAUUAAUGAGAAGUGUGAUUUCUAAGUCAGUCUUUUAAAUGACUUAUUUUUAUACCACUUUAGAUAUAUCAUUACACAAAUAUAAGAGUUAAUGUAUGCCAUUGUAUAGUUAAGCAUCCACUGUAAUUAGAUGUCUCAAUUCUAUUUAUCAGUAAACUUUUUUUAAUGAAAGUGCA
Messenger RNA from Portunus trituberculatus (swimming crab), 1847 nucleotides. RefSeq names its product succinate--hydroxymethylglutarate CoA-transferase-like. The record is from RefSeq and is a predicted model, not a curated record. Bases 113 to 1615 code for a protein of 500 amino acids. Gene Ontology annotation, molecular function: catalytic activity. The transcript has 4 exons. NCBI's taxonomy places the organism in Eukaryota, Metazoa, Arthropoda, Malacostraca, Decapoda, Portunidae.